AGGUGUCGUUGUGCUCUGAUUCACGUGAUUACGCUUUAUUUCUCACGCAUGCGCACCUGAGGGGAACAGUCACGCUGGUGGCAGAGAAACCCACGAAAGAAAAGCUGUUAUCUGCUCUGGAUAAUAUUGACGUUUUAUCCAGAGAGCUGAUAGAGAUGUUGGCACUUUCCAGGACACAGAAGCUGCCCCACCUUGGAGAGGAGACACAGAUUUUGGAGCUGUUAGUGCAGAGAGAUAAAGAGUUUCAGGAGUUGUUGCAGAUGGCAGUGGAGCAGGGAAGAGUGCACCAAGAGAUGCAGACACUGGAGAAGGAAGUUGAGAAGAGAGACAGUGAUAUCCAGCAGCUCCAGAAACAACUCAAAGAGGUGGAGCAUAUACUGGCCACUGCUGUCUACCAAGCCAAAGAGAAACUGAAGUCUAUUGAAAAGGCCAGAAAAGGGAGUAUUUCUUCAGAGGAGAUUAUCAAGUAUGCUCACAGGAUUAGUGCCAGUAAUGCAGUUUGUGCUCCUCUUAACUGGGUUCCAGGUGACCCACGCAGGCCGUACCCCACUGAUCUGGAAAUGCGCAGUGGAAUGCUGGGUCACAUGAGCAACAUGUCCACCAAUGGAGUGAACGGACACCUGCCCGGAGAUGCAUUGGCUGCUGGAAGAUUACCAGAUGUGCUAACCCCACAGUAUCCUUGGCAGUCCACCGAUGUUUCCAUGGGGAUUCUGCCUCCUCGCCAUGGCAACGAUUUUGGCCUUGAGCCACCUGGUCAUAACAAGGAAAAUGAAGAUGAUGUCGAGGCCAUGUCAACAGAUUCCUCCAGCAGCAGCAGUGACUCAGACUGAGUGUGUGUGCUGCAUGCAAGAUGUGCGGGCAGUUACCAGAGUAAUAGUCUGGAGAAAGUCCGAUGUCUUCAUCAUUUUAACUCGUCUCAGUGAUUCCGGAGAUCCAGAAGAUGGCAUCAUCUACACAGAACUGCACCUGUCCUUUCUUCAUUCUCUGCAAGUUUUAUUGGGCCGGAUAUGAAAUAUCAAUAUGAUUAUAACUGUUAUAACCAUUUUACAGAAGCCUACAGUUAUCAUUUGUUUGUAUUAUUCUAAAGUCCCACUGGCCUCAUAAAAGUCACUGACGUUUCCUGAUUGUGUGGAGUGUGACAGGCUGAUUUGCAUAUAUUUGCAGUCUAGUGGAAAUGAGUAUGUUGAAAUUUGUGGUUUACACGGCUGGAAUAUAAAUAGUAAUGUAAAUACCUUUUCACUUUCAGACACUGUAAAUAAAACUUUUUUUUAUGAU
Messenger RNA from Myxocyprinus asiaticus (Chinese sucker), 1275 nucleotides. Its product is annotated as mediator of RNA polymerase II transcription subunit 4-like. Gene Ontology annotation, cellular component: mediator complex; core mediator complex. NCBI's taxonomy places the organism in Eukaryota, Metazoa, Chordata, Actinopteri, Cypriniformes, Catostomidae. Gene Ontology annotation, biological process: regulation of transcription by RNA polymerase II. The coding region runs from base 156 to 830 and encodes 224 amino acids. The record is from RefSeq and is a predicted model, not a curated record. Gene Ontology annotation, molecular function: transcription coregulator activity. The transcript has 7 exons.